Ictalurus punctatus (channel catfish) is the source of this 5507-nucleotide messenger RNA. RefSeq names its product translocase of inner mitochondrial membrane 23 homolog b (yeast) (gene timm23b). Gene Ontology annotation, molecular function: transmembrane protein transporter activity. The transcript has 9 exons. The record is from RefSeq and is a predicted model, not a curated record. Gene Ontology annotation, cellular component: TIM23 mitochondrial import inner membrane translocase complex; mitochondrial inner membrane. NCBI's taxonomy places the organism in Eukaryota, Metazoa, Chordata, Actinopteri, Siluriformes, Ictaluridae. The coding region runs from base 278 to 958 and encodes 226 amino acids. Gene Ontology annotation, biological process: protein import into mitochondrial matrix.
AUAAUUUAAUUCACGUGCUUAUGUUGGAAGCAACGUUAUUUCCGGUUUGAUAACAAUAUUGUGGGACCCUAGAUUACUUUACGGCAAACGAGGGGAUUGGCAGCGGUGAGGUCUGGAAGGCUGCGCUAGGUGAUUGUGUACAUUGCUCAUUUGAAACUUGUUAGAUAUAGAAAAGAAAAAGAAGAACCCUGAGCGGUGCUAUUUGUUAUUGUGCGUAUUCUUCAAAAGCGCGACGCUGCACACGUCUGAUUACAGGGGGAGCAAUAACAGAGGGGAGAUGGAUACGGAGUCUGAAGGAUCUUCUAACCCGGGCUCAGGAGGAGGAGGAGGAGGAGGAGGAGGCUUUGGCAGUUUAUUCAGAUCUACAGGUCCGGUUUAUUCAAAUUCAGAGCUCUCCGGUGUGCCUCUGUCUGGUAUGAGCCCUCUGUCACCUUAUCUCAAUGUUGACCCCAAAUAUCUUAUUCAGGAUGCAGAUGAGUUCAUUUUGCCCACUGGUGCCAACAAGACAAGAGGACGCUUUGAGUUGGCUUUCUUCACCAUUGGCUCAUGCUGUAUGACAGGUGCACUCUUUGGAGCCAUCAAUGGAUUACGACUGGGACUGACUGAAACUAGGAAUAUGGCCUGGUCUAAACCUCGUAAUGUACAAAUACUAAACCUGGUGACCCGUCAGGGAGCUACAUGGGCGAACACUCUGGGCUCAGUGGCUCUAUUAUACAGUGUAUUUGGUGUGAUCAUCGAAAAAACUAGAGGAGCAGAGGAUGAUCUCAACACCAUGGCUGCUGGCACAAUGACUGGUGUUCUCUACAAAUCCCCAGGAAGAAUGCAGAAUCGAACAAGACCAAGGAUAAAAAAGGUGGUACACAGCAAUGAUGGGGUUUGCGUGGAGCAGUUCGAGGAGGCGUGGUCGGCUUUGCUUUAUCAGGACUGUACGCCUUGUACAAUAACUGGGAUCAUCUGAAAGGCGGCACCUCCACUCGCUACUGAGAAAACCAGGACGAGAGUAGACAUUUUGCACUGUUAGAUGUCAUAGCCUGGUAUUUGGGUCAAUCCUAAGGAAUGACCGCUUCAUAUCAUAUUCAUUCAUAUUAGAUUUCAUCAAGAUUAAAAGGUCCACUUAAUGCAAAUGGUUCAUUUCCAUGAACUAUAAACAGCUGAUUUGUGUGUAACCUGUUCUUGAUUGAUUUGUCUUUUUUUCCCCCCAUGGAGUACAUAGAAUUGAGUGCAAGACUGUUAUAAAGAAACCAAAAGGGCAUUAAAUGCAAGUUAGGAAUAGGUUAAUGAAUUGUAUGAAUAUGUAAUGUGGAUUUGUAUAUAAACUGAGACUUGGUACUGUACAUUUUUAAUAUUUCAACCAUAAACCAGGGAGAGUAAAUCUUUUGCAACUGUGUUGUAUUCUGUGGUUCACUAUUUUAUUUACAAAAUGAGUAAUGUUGGGGUUUUUUUUGUACCUAACUUAGUGAACUGUUGCACUUUGUCAAGACUUGUUAUAAUUACAUGUAAUAAUAACUGAUUUACCUUUAAUUUCUCUGAACUGUGCUAAUAUGCUAAUAAAUACAAAAGAGCUUGUUUUAUGUAAACUAUUGAGUCAGAUAUCAGUAAUAAUUAUUCCACAUUUAAAAGCCCAUGUUUGUUAAAAAUAUAGGAUAAUGGAAUAAAUCAAGGAGAACUGGCUGAAACUGUUCUACUACUAUCAGUUGGACUUGACAGUCAGAUUAACUUGUUUUGGAGACAUGACUUCAGUGUAUACAUAAUUAUCGAGGCCUUCUGCCAAGUUUUCAGUCUUCUAAUGGCUUUCUGUAUCAGCACAACAUGUAAUAAGGAGGAAAUUGCCUUGACGUUAUAAACUAAGCACAAUGCAUUGUAAGUAUAAAAUGAUAUCUCCUGAAAACAACAAAAAUAUAGAUCUCACACAAAGUACACCAUACACAGAUAAAUUAUUAAUUUUUAUAAUUACAGAGAAUAAAGUAUAUAUUAUAUUUUAUUGGACAUUGACACAAGCCAUGAUUCAGAGCUUUUUAAGACUUAUUACAAGGGGGAAAAUUACAGUUAUGUGUUUUGUACCAAGCCGUGUGUCAUUAAAUGAAUAGUUUAUACACAAAAGCAGUAAGAAAAAAAAACCUUGAGUUAAUUCUGGACGUUACAUUUGUGUCUGAAGUUUGUUGUUGUUUUUCAGUGUGGGAACAAAAUCCAAGUCAAAAUCAUCAGAUAUGUCAAAACUGACUAUUUGGGACAUUGUUAAUGAGUCUAUAUUGGUCACAAUUACAUUACAGCACAGUGAAAUUCUUUUCUUUGCAUACCCCAGCAUGUCAGGAAGCUGGGGUCAGAGUGCAGGGUCAGCCAUGAUACAGCACCCCUGGAGUAGAGAGGGUUAAGGGCCUUGCUCAAGGACCCAACAGUGGCAGCUUGGCACUCAUGAACUCAUGACCUUCUGAUCAAUAACCAAGAACCUUAACCGUCAAGUCACCUAAGAACCAAAAUGCCCUGGUGAGAUCAACAAUGGCAAAUGGCCUGACACUAGUCGAUGAUUCAUGACUUUGUCAUACAGAAUGUAAACACAGAUGUCUACCAUAAAGAGAAUAGUACCUAGUCAUGAACUCUGUUUUAUAGCAAGGUACAGAUCUCUAGUUUGCUGAAAAGGACAGUUGAGCUGAGACAGUUUGGGGGAAAAGGAUUCAUUCAUUCAGCUUCUGAAACCACUCCAUCUAGGUCAAUCAGUGUGAAACCUUAUUCCAUAACAGUGGGUAUGAGAUGGGGAUACACCAUGGCUAAGACACCAGUCCAUCACAGGAUACCAUACACACACACACACACCCCUAGGGACAAUUUAACAUACCCAAUCCAUCUACUGGCAUAUAUUUGGAAAGAAACCAGAGCACCCCGAGGAAACCCACAAGGAUAUGGGGACAACAUGCAAAACUCCAUGUACACAGUAACCAGAUUGAACAGAGCAGCUACCUGCUGCACCACUAAGGCCAUCCAGAUUCAUAGAGAUUCAAAGAGAUUCAUAGAUUGCUAUAUAAUACACCUGAUGUAGAUGUGGAUAUUCUUGGAUCAAAGCAGAUAUUUAACAGCCAAUUUCCACGACCUACACAGUCCCUUACUAAGCCAAGCAAACAAUAAUGCCCUUGACUAAUGUUCAAGCUUCACACAGUAGUGGUACACAACCUAUUUUUUUUUUUUUUUUUAACUGAGUUACAACAAACAGUGAAGGGAAAUGAGAACAGAAACCGAGAAUUGCAUUUCCAGAAACUAGAAACAGCUUACUUGUGUGCACUUUCUUUUCUUGACAAGUUUUUUUUCCACCAUGAUUUUUUUUUCCAAUAAAGUUUUAUUGAGAAGAAAAGCAAACUGACUGACACAUAGCAACAAUCAUUCACAGUUUUUUUCUUUUUUUGCUAACAAAAUUAAAAAGUACAAACACCGAAAACAAACCCACUGAGAAAUGGAACUGAGGCAUCAGGAAUCCCAAAUACAGCAAUCAAUGGGCAAGGUUUUAAAUCUACCCUGAGAAUAGUGGACAUGACGGUAAAGAAACCAGACCAAAAACCAUGGAGAUCAGGGCAGAAGAAAAACAUAUGGCCAAGAUGACAGGGAGAGCCAUGGCAUUUAUCACACUUGUCCUCUACAUCCAGAUAUAUUACAGAGAGUCUCGACAAGAAGUGGUAGACUGUACCCUCUCUAUAGCAUGUUCCCAACACACUUCACUUAUCAGUACUCCUAACUCCGUUUCCCACGCAUUCUUAAUUUUGGUGCUCGGCUCACUACCUAGUGCCAGAAUAAAAUCAUAAAUCCUAGAAAUCAUUCCUCUCUGAUGUGGAUUGUUUGAAAACAAGCUUUCCCAAGCCUGUUCGGGAGGCGCAGAGUUCAAAUUAGGAAAACAUCUAGAAACGAAAUUCCGAAUUUGAAAAUAACGAAAGAGAUGAGUCACAGGGAGGUCAUAAGUAGAUGACAGAUUGGCAAAGCUAUCACAGACACCAUCAGCAUACAGAUUUCUAACUUGUUUACCCCAUGAUUGAAAUACAGUCAGGUCCAUAAGUAUUUGGACAAUGACAUAACUUUCAUAAAUUUGCCUCUAAACUACUACAAUGGAUUUGAAAUGAAGCAAUCAAGAUGUGAUUGACGUGUAAAUUUUCAGCUUUAAUUCAAGGGGUUUAAAAAAAGUAUUGCAUGUAGUCUUUUAGGAAUUACAGUUUUUUUACACAGUCCCUCAAGUUACACAGGCUCAAAAGUAAUUGGACAAACUAACAAUAAUAAGUCUAAGGAUUAUUUUUAAUACUUGGAUGCAGAUCCUUUGCAGUCAAUGACUACCUGAAGUCUGGAACCUGUAAACAUCAAACCCGUGGAACAAUGCUGAGUUUCCUCCCUUGAGAUGCUUUGCCAGGCCUUUGCUAUAGCCAUCUUCAGUUAUCUGUCUGCCUUUAGUUUUGUUUUCAGUAAGUGAAAAGCAUGCUCAAUUGGGUUGAGGUCUGGUGACUGACUCGGCUAUUUAAAAACUUUCUUUGCCUUAAGAAGCUCUUGGGGUGCUAUCGUGGUAUGUCUGUACUGUGAAGCGCCAUCCUAUCAGUGUUGCAGCAUUUGACUGAAUCUGAGCAAAAAGUAAAGCUCUAAACACUUCAGAAUUUAUCCUGCUACUUCUAUCAGCAGUCACAUCAUCAAUAAACACCAGUGGUCCAGUUCCAUUGGCAGUCAUACAUGUCCAUGCUAUAACACUUCCUCCACCGUGUUUGACAGAUAAUGUGUUGAGCCCUUCAUUUCCUUCUCCAUACUCUUCUCUUCCCAUAAUUCUGGUACAAGUUAGUCUUGGUUUCAUCUGUCCAAAGAAUCUUGUUCCAGAACUGUUCAGGCUUUUUUAUUUUUUUAGAUGUUUUCUAGCAAUGUUUAACCUGGCUUUUCUGUUCUUGAGUGUUACCAGUGGUUUACAUCUUGAGGUUAACCAUCUGUAUUUAUAUUCAUGAAGGUGUCUCUUGAUUGUAGACUUUGACAAUAAUACUCCUACCUCCUUCAGUGGGCAUGACUUGACUUGACUAGAGGUAAAGUGGUUUUCUUCAACAAGGAAAGAAUUCUGUGAUCCUUCACUUUAGUUGUCUUCCGUGGUCUUCCAAGCAUUUGGUGUUACUGAACUCACCAGUGCAAUCCUUCUUUUUAAGAAUGUACCAAAUUGUUGAUUUGGGCACUCCAAAGGUUUCUACUUUCUGAUAGGUCCAUUUUGUUUUUGUUAGCCUAAUGAUGGCCUCCUUCACUUGCAUCAACACCUCUAUGGACAACAUAUUGCGAGUUCCUAUGAACAAAUGCAAGUUCAACGGUUUUGAAUCAACUCCAGACCUUUUAUCUCCUUAAUGUCAUGAAAUAAAGAGGAAAUAGGCCACACUUAUGUAAGAAAAAAAUUAGAAGAAAUAAAAUGGCUGUAAUUCCUAAACGAUUAAUGCAAUAUUUUUUGUUAAUAACCCGAAAUUCUACACUUCAGUCACAUCUUGAUUGCUUCAUGCAUUUCAAAUCCAUUGUGGUGG